Molecule: messenger RNA, 2721 nt
Organism: Closterium sp. NIES-65
Lineage: Eukaryota; Viridiplantae; Streptophyta; Zygnematophyceae; Desmidiales; Closteriaceae
Source: the annotation of a GenBank genome assembly
AUGUUCAGUCCAUUUCGUUCUCUCUCGCUCGUUCUCUCUCUCCCGUUCUCUCUCUCCCGUUCUCUCUCUCCCGUUCUCUCUCUCCCGUUCUCUCUCGCUCGUUCUCUCUCUCCCAUUCUCUCUCCCGUUCUCUCUCGCUCGUUCUCUCUCUCCCGUUCUCUCUCUCCCGUUCUCUCUCUCCCGUUCUCUCUCUCCCGUUCUCUCUCUAUCGUUUUCUCUCUCUCGUUCUCUCUCUCGUUCUCUUUCUCGUUCUCUCUCGUUUUCUUUCUCUCUCGUUCUCUCUCUCUCUCUCUCUCUCUCUCUCUCUCUCUCUCUCUCUCUCUCUCUCUCUCUCUCUCUCUCUCUCUCGUUCUCUCUCUCUCUCUUUCUUUCUUUCUCUCUCUCUCUCUCUCUCUCUCUCUCUCUCUCUCUCUCUCUCUCUCUCUCUCUCUCUCUCUCUCUCUCUCUCUCUCUCUCUCUCUCUCUUUCGUUCUCCCUCUCUCUUGUUCCCUCUCUCUCGUUCUCUCUCUGGACCUUCGCCGUGGCUUGCUGGAAGCGGGUCGGCCGCGCGUGGCCGGCUUGAGGCGCCUCUCCAUCGGCGCGCUUAGGCUGCUCGCCGCCCUCCUCGGCCUCCCGCUCUCCCUCCCCCUUCCCCCCGCGCGCCGACCUCCCGCUGCCCCUCCCGCCGCAUUUACUCGCCGCACAACUUCCGCCGCAAGGAACGCCGCUUCUUCCGCCGCUCUUGGUUCCAAAACUCCCCCCCAAAGCACGACCGCCGGUUGCGGGCGUUUGAAGGAGGAGCUGAUAGACCUCGUUCUGACGGAUUCCGUUUGGAAAAUGGGCCAUUUGCCGGCCAGGAUUGACGGCGGAAUGACGGGUAAACGGGAGAGAAUGAUGACGGAAGGGGAGAUGCGCGCCGAACGCGAGUCGGAGCGGAAUCGGCGGAAGGGGGUAGAACGGAGGAGAGAGGGGGAAGGGGGGAGGGAGGGAGAAAGGAGGAGGGAGGGGGAAAGGAGGGAGGGGGAAAGGGGCAAGGAGGGAGAAAGGAGGGAGGUGGAAAGGGGGAGGAAGGGGAAAAGGAGGAGGGAGGAGAAAGGGGUAGAGAGGGAUUCGCGGAAGAGUGGGGACGGGAGGAGGGAGCGUGCGGUGGUGAGAGAGAGGCAUGCUGGCGAAGGAAGCGAUGCAGUGCGGUGCGGAGGGGCGGAGGAGGAUAAGACGAGAGGUGGAGGGAUAGACGGGGAGAGGGCGGAUGCUGUAAGAACCAGCGACAGGGAUAGUGGGUGCGGCAGAGGCGAUGGGUGGGCGUUGGGCCCACAGCAUGCAGGGCAGCGCAGGAAGCGGGUGAAAGCAGUGGCGGUGGCGGCAGGGGGAGGUGCAUGUGAGAGCGCGGGCAAGUAUGAGCCUGGUGGGAGAGGGGGUGGGGAUGGGGGUGGGGCCGUGGAGUGUGUGGUGUGUGCGAGUCCGGCGAGUGGUGAGGCUGGUGGGGCGAUGGCUGGACAUGUAAAGGUGGGCAACAGUGACUCGCCCGUGCUUCUGAUGCCUCUGUUGCCGCUGCUGCCCGUGCUGCCCGUGCUGUCCGUGCCACCCGUGCUGCCCGUGCCGCCUGUGCUGCCCGUGCCGCCUGUGCUGCCAGCAGUGCCAGGGAGUGCAGGCAGGAGCACAGCGGGUGGGCGGCGGCGCCUGAGUGCAGCAGAGUUCUUCGGAAGCGGUGUGGACAAAAGCAGGGCUUGUGGAAGGGGCGCUGCCGCAUGUGAGCGUGCUAGGGGUGGGGAAGAGCCGGAGUGUGCUGCUGGCAGGGAAGGCUGUGAAUGUGGUGCGUGCAGCUCGGCAUGUGAAGGUGCCCGCCCCGUUGUAUGGUCCGCCAGUCGCGGGUUGAGUCAAGGGAUCGAGGCGGGGCGAUGGAGAGAUGGGGGAGAUGACCGAGAUGAGGGCGACUGUGGGACAAAAGGAAAAGGAGGGACAGGAGGAGGGGGGGAAAGAGGAAAGGCAGGUGUGGCAGGGGAUGGGUGUGCUGUUGCGACUGUGCGCCAUGCUUCUGCAUCUACUGCCGCGAUUCCCGCUCCUGCAGCAGCUCGUAUUACUCCACCACCCCCCGUUUCCCCUCCAGAGACCACAAGCUCACUCCACCAGCCAUGCACUGGGGGGGCUGGCAGGGCUGUGCCGGGGUUGGCUGGCAGGGCUGUGCCGGGGUUGGCUGGCAGGGCUGUGCCGGGGUUGGCAAGGAGGGGCACUGAGAGCAGCCGGGCAUGUGGAGGCUGCAUACAGGGAUCAGCAGCAGAGCUGCACCCGUGGCAGUGCGCUGAGAGUCGGUCAGAGAGGCGUGUUGACAGCAGAUCUCGCUCCGUCACCCCUGAGCCGUCUCCUGGUGAUCUGGACCUCUGUGUGGACAGGUGUCUCGCCAUCAUUGGUGGAGCAGAGCACAGCGGCGUUGGCAAUGCAAGCUAUGAGGAAGCUUCCAUGAAAAGGGGCGGCAGAUGGGGGCUGUUUGGGGCAGUGGGGAUCCCUCAAGCAGCGUGUGUGCAUGAGGUGGGGGGUGUGCAGGGUUCGUUCAGUCUGGAGCACAUGGCAACAAGGGCUGCUGGGGGGAGCUUUCCGCCUGCUGCUGCUGCUCCUGGUCCUGCUGGUGGUGCUGGUGGUGGCAGUGGUGGGGGUGCUUUAUUUGGGGACGUGGGCAGAGUGGCGUUUGCACGGCACAAGGAGAUGCUGAGGGCAGCAGGGAGGCGGGGCCACUGGCGGGAGUGA